This is a messenger RNA of Helicoverpa zea (corn earworm), 2779 nucleotides long. RefSeq lists its product as uncharacterized. Bases 112 to 2757 code for a protein of 881 amino acids. The record is from RefSeq and is a predicted model, not a curated record. NCBI's taxonomy places the organism in Eukaryota, Metazoa, Arthropoda, Insecta, Lepidoptera, Noctuidae. The transcript is spliced from 6 exons.
AACAGCUUGAAUGUACGCCUGCCCGCGACGGGCUGCACGCCGCGCAGCACGCCAGGCAGCCCGCCGGGCUGCGCAGCGCGCGUGUGAACGUAGCAUAAGAUAUUUAUCAUCAUGCCUGACAAAUCUCGUUUGGUGUGCUACUUCGGGUGCAUCAAUGAUGGACCGCUGCAUCAUUUCCCCAAUCCAAAAGGCCAGAGUGUGGCUAUUAUUGAGAGAUUUGCUCAGUGGAAGGCUAUAUUGGAUACGGCGACUCAGGAGAGGGGAGAUAAAUAUAUUUAUAAUCAUAUACUACUGUGUAAUGAACACUUUUUGGAAUGUUAUCGACUGCCCAGCCGUCGCCUUACAAAUAACGCUGUACCUACAAUAAACUUAUUCAAGGUUGACAGAAAUCAACACUUCACAGCUGACAUACCUGGACCUACUGAACAACAACGGCCGACAUUGGCACCUGCUGUCUUUUCACUACCCUCUACAUCGGGUCUACAACCAUCAACCUCUCAAAUGCCUGCACAGCUUGUUGGUUCAAAUCGGAAAACUCGUCCGGGCAAAAGCAAUUCAAACAAAUCAAUAUAUAAACUGCAAUUACAAUUAGAGAAACUAAGACAAAAAUGUAAAAAUAGCAAACAACAAUUACGAGCCGCAAAAAAAAUUUCAAUGAACAAGGCAUUCCUCUCUACAAUAGAAAAGUUACCAGAGGAAAUAAAAAUUUUUACAAAAUUACAAUUAAAAUAUAAUGCUAAACCAAGGGGGAGACGAUUUUCCAAUGAGGAAAAAAUAAUGGCACUUACCAUUCUAAAACAAAGCCCCAAGGCUUAUAGCCUUUUACAAAAAAUGUUUGUGCUGCCUUCUAAGCGUUGUUUGCAGAGCCUAUUAAGCGCAUUCACUUUGGAACCUGGCAUAAAUAAAAAUAUAAUAAAUGAUUUAAAAAAAAUGGCCAGCAGAUUGCCUAAUGAAAAAAAGCUGGUGAACUUACUGUUCGACGAGGUGUCCUUGGCCGCUGGAGUAGAAUUUAAAGCCACAACUGGCAAAAUUAUUGGAUUUGAAGAUUUUGGUGACUAUAGAAAUAAGACACUCGCUGACCAUGCACUUGUCUUCAUGAUCAAAGGAAUUAAGAGCAAAUCUAAGCAGCCCAUUUGCUUUACAUUCUGCAAAGGCACUACAAAAGCGAAUGAUUUAAAAAAUAUAAUUACAAGAGUAAUAAAAGAAAUAAAUUCAACUGGUUUAAAAGUAAUUGCUACAAUUUGUGACCAAGCCGCUACUAACGUAAGAGUGGUGCGGCAAUUACUCGCUGAAACCAGAGAAAAAUACUUGAGGAAAGGCAUGGAGUAUUACUCCAAAGCAUUUGAAAUUGAAAAUUCAAAGAUAUUUCCUCUAUUUGAUACGCCACAUUUGCUCAAGGGAGUCAGAAAUAAUUUGUUAGAAAAAAAUGCUCAGUUUACUCAGAAUGGGGAAACAAAAAAGGCUAAAUGGGAACACAUAGAAAUGUUGUUAGAAUUAGAUGAGGGGGAUGAUGAAAUAAGACUUGUCAAUAAAUUAACAGAAAAACAUGUUAUCAAGAACAAAAUCCCAAAGAUGAAGGUCAAAUACGCAGCCCAAGUCUUCAGCCAGAGAGUGUCUAGCGCCCUACGAUUUUCAUCAAAACACAAUAUACUUCCUACAGAAGGCCAAGAAACUGCAGAGUUCCUUUUAAUUUUCGACAAGUUAUUUGAUUCAUUUAAUGGUCAUUCUUAUGAAGGAUCACCUAAGAAAUAUAAGCAAUGCUUGACAAAUUAUUCACCCCAUUUCCAACUGUGGAAUGAAAUGUUGCCGAUUUUAGAAUCAAUUAAAUUUGAAUCAGUAGUUAGAAAAAAUAAUUCUGUGUUGAUUAAACAUGAAUCAGUUCCGUCUGUUAAAAAUUGGAUCCACAAUAUACAUACAUUUAAGGAAAUGUGGCAAUAUUUAAAUAAAAGUUUUAAAAUCAAUAAUGUUAUCACCCGAAAUUUCAAUCAAGACCCUCUGGAAAAUUUCUUUAGUAGUAUAAGGAGUAAUGGUGUGCGUAAUGUGAAUCCAAAUUGUAAUCAAUUUACCAAUGCAUACAAAACUUUACUGAUUAAUAAUUUUAAUUCUGUGCAUUCUGUUGGAGCUAAUUGUGAAGAUGAUUCUAAUAAAUCAUUUCAAUCAAUUAUAAAUCUGCUUGAUGAUAAAUCUGAUGAUUCGAAUAAUGAUGAUUUUGCAUGUGACAUUAAUCCUUUAUUAAAUGUAAUGAAUGAAAUUAAAAUUGACGAUUCUUUAAUUCAUAUUGAGUCAAAAAAAUAUGUCACAGGAUAUAUGAUUAAAAAAAUUAAAUCUAAAAUAUUUAAAAACUGUGGUGUUUGCAUGCGUGAUUUUUGUAGAUCUGAAGUUGAUUUGCAAUCAUUCAAUUAUGAAGUUGAUUAUACUAAAAAAUCUUUAUUUCAUCCCAGCGACAAAUUUAAUCAUUUAAUGACAGAUAUUUAUCACACAAUUGUUGCAUGUUUACGUGAUUGCCCAGAAUCAAAUUUAUUGAAUAAAAAAAUCAAAUAUAUGAUUAAUUGUGCAUGUGAUUAUAACGUUAUAACUUGUAAGCGACAUAAAAAAGCACUAAUUGAGUUUAUUAAUGAUUUAUCAAUUAAGUUGAUUAUACACAGUUGGUGUACAGGGGUGAAUAGGAUUUUAAAUGGAAAAAUUUCAAAAUUUGAUAAGAAUGACCAUAUCAAACAGCAAGCACUUGAAUAUUAUAAAAAAAGACUAAAUAAAUAAAUAAAUAACGAAAUAUACAUAA